Molecule: messenger RNA, 504 nt
Organism: Anarrhichthys ocellatus (wolf-eel)
Lineage: Eukaryota; Metazoa; Chordata; Actinopteri; Perciformes; Anarhichadidae
Product: hydroxylysine kinase-like
Exons: 2
Coding region: 1-504 (167 amino acids)
Molecular function (GO): amino acid kinase activity
Source: RefSeq, a predicted model, not a curated record
AUGCUGGAACGAUCAGGCACAUUUAGAGGCAUAAAGGUCCUAAGUUUGUCUGUGGUGUCUUUCACAGGAAUAAUACAUGGGGACUUAAAUGACCUGAACAUCAUUGUCACACCAGUAGACAACGGGCGCCAUGAGGUGUCAGGCGUGCUGGACUUCUCUCUGCUCAUGAUUGAUUGCUAUGUAUUUGAAGUGGCUGUAACAAUUGCGUACAUGAUGCUGGAGAACCCCAGUCCUUUGGAUGUAGGUGGAGCAGUGUUGGAUGGCUGGGAGAGCAUCAUGGUGCUCAGUGAUGAGGAAAGGGAUUCCCUCUUUCUGCUGGUGCUCGGCCGGUUGUGCCAGUCUCUGGUUUACGGCCGGUACAAUGCCACAAAGUACCCAGACAACAAAUAUCUCCUGACUACAGCCAAAAGUGGGACUCUGCUUCUUACUAAACUGUGGGAGAUGGGCAAGAAAGAUGUAGAAAGGAAGUGGUUCACAGAUGCUGGCACAUUCUCAGACAAAUAA